Nycticebus coucang (slow loris) is the source of this 3761-nucleotide messenger RNA. RefSeq names its product opioid receptor kappa 1 (gene OPRK1). Lineage: Eukaryota; Metazoa; Chordata; Mammalia; Primates; Lorisidae. The coding region runs from base 374 to 1516 and encodes 380 amino acids. Gene Ontology annotation, cellular component: membrane; neuron projection. Gene Ontology annotation, molecular function: dynorphin receptor activity; neuropeptide binding. The record is from RefSeq and is a predicted model, not a curated record. The transcript is spliced from 4 exons. Gene Ontology annotation, biological process: sensory perception of pain; neuropeptide signaling pathway; G protein-coupled opioid receptor signaling pathway.
CCCGCCUCACUCAGCAGCCACCAGUAGUGGGAGCCGCUCGCUGAGCUGCGGGCGCUGCGCUUGUCGGAACAGGCGCCCUGGGGCCAGAGUGCUGGCCGGGUGCUAGAGCCGGCGGCUCCGGGGCUGCAGGUGAGCGGCAACCGCCAGGGCUGAGAGGGACCUGGAACGCGCAGUUUCGCGAUAACCAGGGCGUCCCUAGUUCACCCCGCCUGUCUCCGCAAACCAAAGGUGAGCUUCAGGCUUUCGAGGCGCAGUUCUAGCUGGGGCUCCGAGGGACUUGUCCCUGGAGAGGUCGGAUCGGCAGUCCGGAGACAGUUCCACGAAGCCCCGCAGGAGCCGCUUCUCCUGGUUUUCCACUUGCAGCCGCCCCACCAUGGACUCCCCGGUCCAGAUAUUCCGCGGGGAGCCGGGCCCCACCUGCGCACCCAGCGCCUGCCUGCUCCCCAACACCAGCGCCUGGUUCCCAGGCUGGGCCGAGCCGGACGGGAACGGCAGCGCCAGCUCCGAGGACGCGCUGCAGGAGUCGGCGCACAUCUCCCCUGCCAUCCCGGUCAUCAUCACGGCCGUCUACUCCGUGGUGUUCGUCGUGGGCUUGGUGGGCAACUCGCUGGUCAUGUUCGUGAUCAUCCGAUACACAAAGAUGAAGACAGCAACCAACAUUUAUAUCUUUAACCUGGCUUUGGCGGAUGCUUUAGUUACUACCACCAUGCCCUUCCAGAGCACCCUGUAUCUGAUGAAUUCCUGGCCUUUUGGGGAUGUGCUAUGCAAGAUCGUCAUUUCCAUCGACUACUACAACAUGUUCACCAGCAUCUUCACCCUGACCAUGAUGAGUGUGGACCGCUACAUUGCUGUGUGCCACCCAGUGAAAGCUUUGGACUUCCGCACGCCCUUGAAGGCAAAGAUCAUCAACAUCUGUAUUUGGCUCCUGUCCUCAUCUGUGGGCAUAUCCGCAAUAGUCCUCGGAGGCACCAAAGUCAGGGAGGACACGGACGUCACCGAGUGCUCCCUGCAGUUCCCGGAUGACGACUACUCCUGGUGGGACCUGUUCCUGAAGAUCUGCGUCUUCGUCUUCGCCUUCGUGAUCCCGGUGCUCAUCAUCGUGGUCUGCUACACCCUGAUGAUCCUGCGCCUCCAGAGCGUGCGGCUGCUUUCGGGCUCCCGGGAGAAAGACCGCAACCUGCGGCGCAUCACCAGGCUGGUGCUGGUGGUGGUGGCCGUGUUCGUCGUGUGCUGGACGCCCAUCCACAUCUUCAUCCUGGUGGAGGCGCUGGGCAGCACGUCCCACAGCUCGGCCGCGCUGUCCAGCUACUAUUUCUGCAUCGCGCUGGGCUACACCAACAGCAGCCUGAACCCCAUCCUCUAUGCCUUCCUGGACGAGAACUUCAAGCGCUGUUUCAGGGACUUCUGCUUCCCGGUGAAGGUGCGCAUGGACCGGCCGAGCACCAGCAGGGUCAGGAACACCCUGCAGGACCCGGCCUACGCCAGGGACGGGGACGGGAGGAACAAGCCAGUAUGACUAGUCGUGGAGAUGUCUUCUUAUAGUUCUUCAGGACGAGAAGAGUGCAACGACCUGGGGGUAACCCAGAUUACCACCGCAGUCUGAAUGAAAAGAAGAAUGGCUAAUACACUUUUUGAAAUCUGACGGUCGGAAGUCCUAAGAUGCAGACUGCAGGGGCUUCCAGGUCCGUGGAAACUCGAAGGCUGCAGGGGGUGGGGGACUAAAGGUCCACAAUGCAAACGUGCCCUUCUCCAGUGCUCAGGGGCCAGGCUGAUCCCCCACAAGAAAUAGGCUGUGCCUUCUGGUUACCCACAUUGACUCAGCACCCAUCUCCUGUGGCCUAUGCAAUGUGGUUUCAAAAACUGUUUAAGAAAAAAAGAAAAAAACAUUUCUUCCAGAGCUCCAGAUGUUUAACAGUGACAGAAGCAAUCUCAAAAAGAAGGAGAACCAUUCCCAGGCCUCCGGGCAGCUCCCUAUGCUGAGUGGACUCCUGUUUCAUGGCGGGAACUGCAGCUCAAGUGCCCCUUGGACUCACACCCGAGGCAUCUGAUAUUCACCUUCAGAAGAACAUUAUCUCAAUAUUUAUGAAACUAUUUAAACAUGCAAAAGGUGGUUUUUAACAUAAUUUCUUAAAAACUAGUUUUUUCCCCCUAGCAUGCUAUUCUUUCCUAUUCAUGGUAAUCUUAUGAUAAAGCAUGUUCUGAUGUCAAGAAACAUUAAGUGGUUUGAAUACCACUGCAAAAAAAUAUGUGUAUAUUAAUAGUUUUAUCUGUAAAAAAUGGGCUAUGUGCAAAUAAGGAACAGAUUUGCCUUCUAGCCAGGUGAUUCCCGAGGGCAGGCUGACCGAUAUCCUCUGAGUUAUUAAGAUCUGAUGCCAAGACAUUUUGCUUGAGUUGGUCCUGGCAAAGAUCUCUUUUCAGACUCCCUGGACACCACCCAGUCUUUUAACAGUGCUUGUAAAGCAUGUGCUAAUGAGUGCAAAACCUUUAACUCACUCCCGAGUGGCAGCCUUGGUAGAAUCUGGUUUAUUUGCAGCAUUUUUGAGACUGUAUUGCUGUUACCAGAUUCUCUGUAUUUGUGAGGGAAAGGCUGUUUUGCUUAUGUAGAUCUCGAGAUAUUAUUUUAUGGCUUUCAGCAGAAAGAAUUGUUCCUAAAUGUAUGCUGAAUGAGGACAUUAUGCCCCUGGUGGUUCCUGGAUACGCAUUGCACUGUGAAGGACAUACCUGCUGAGGACAGUGCUGGGAGCAACACAUUUAGAAUAAUUUUACGAAAAUUUUUAGAUGACAUAUAAAUUCCUUCAUUUUUCCCACUGACACUUAUGAUUUCAGAGGUAAUGGCUUUUUAUGUAAUUUGCCUGGAAAGAAAAAAGGAUAAUUUAGAAAUAACAUCCAUUUCUAAGACUAUAUCGUAUUAGGGCAGCAGCCUCUGGAAUUUAAUAGAAAAAUCAAAUGGAAAGCCCUGUACGGCUGCAGACACCACCACAUCUGUGAGUUCCGCUCGCUGUGUAUUUUCUCUCUCCUUUUGGAAACACAAACUUGUUCUGAAGGUUUUACUCGUGGUUUUAUUCUUACCAUAUUUGUCUCUAUUCCAGAUUACCAUGGCACCUAGCAUGGAUGAAUUACAGGGCAGGGACUAUUCCUAAUGGAAAUGAAGGGCUCUGAUGAGUAUUUCUUCCAUUUUAUUGAAAUUCUUAGAUGUCUUUGUAUUGUUAUAACUACAUGCAGCUAGGAUUGGCUUACAUGUUGGUUUGUACAACUCCAUAGUUAAAAAUCUUGGUUAUUAUCUAGGAAAGAUAUCUUUAUAGAGAGUAUUUCCAGAAACAAACCCUCCUGAAACAGGAAAUAUAAAAACCUCUUUACAGAAUACCAAAACCCAGGAAGUUUUCUCGGUAGCUUCUUAGUAUAAAAUACAGUGGAGCUACAAUCGUAGAAUGAAGCCAGAGGGUGCUCUCCUUAGAUUAGCACCUCACGUGCUCCCACAUCUCUAAUUGCUCUUAUUGGAGUCUGAACUUUUUGCCUCAUUUUUUCUGCAUCUCUUCAAAUGUAAGUCUAUAGCACAACUAGAGAGAGAAGUAACACCCGAGAAGGGAUGUGCCUUCCAGUCUUCUCAGUUUUUAUUAAUACCAGCUUCUCCAAAAUGAAAAAGGAGAGAAGAUGGAAAUGUCAUUUCAGGGCACUGCAUAAAGGAAUGAUAAAGAAAGUGAAUCAGAUGAUAGGAAAGACACGACUUACACGAUGUGUUUCUUUGUCAAAGUGUGUGUGCA